Messenger RNA from Onthophagus taurus, 2570 nucleotides. It is a transcript of the gene Tab2, whose product is annotated as TAK1-associated binding protein 2. The record is from RefSeq and is a predicted model, not a curated record. NCBI's taxonomy places the organism in Eukaryota, Metazoa, Arthropoda, Insecta, Coleoptera, Scarabaeidae.
UUGGCCGCUAGUAACCGCGACGAUCGACUUUCUAAAAUGACGAAAUCUGGGUACUAUUUGUGUUACAUUAGUUUGAUAGGUGAGUGCGAUUCGCGCGGUUGCUUUUUCCUCUCUCCCAAAAAUAAAAACGAUCCUGUAUCGUGAGGAAACAUCGCGACAACGCCAAACGUAGAGUGCGCGCCCCCCUCCCGUCAACAGUGAUUAAAGUUAGGUUAGGUGUUGUUUGUUGAACGAAAUUCUUUUUUUAACGAAAUCGGAUGCUGCUCAGUUGCGCAGGUUUUCAAUCAUAAUGGCCUGCCAUGUUCGGUGGAGUCGGACGGAAAUCGUCUAACGUGAGAGCGAUGCAGUUAUUCCACGAGUUAAAACAACAAUUUCCAACGUUACCAGAUCACGUGGUUUCCACUUGCAUCGCGAGCCACUCGUCGAAAAUUAAUAAAAAGGUGCUGAUCGAGUCUUUGGAGGACGCGUUGGCGCAACAAGAGCUAAUGGGACGGAUUCAACCCCCGCAGGACAUCGACCUGCCCUCACCAACCACCGAAAUCACCUCCCACCAUCAAACGCAAGAUUUUCCCGGUGAAAAUCUCAACUUGAAAAUCACCACCGAAUCGUUACAGGGUGGCCCCUUUAAUAGGCUAAUCAAAAAUCAAAACGAGAUAAUGAGUGGUGUUAAAUAUAAUAAAAAGAACGAGAGUGUUGAGGCGGAGUGCGGUUCGGAGUUGAAUGUCGGAAAUAGUUCGUUUUAUGUAAAACGACCAAACACUUUAAAUUUAAACACCUCCAAACAGUCUCAGGAACGUUUUAAUAACAUUCAACCAAGUGGAAAGUGUAGUGAUGUUCAUAAAUUAUUAAAUUCUGAGUUGGUUAAUAAACCCCCGAGGUCGCCCCAAAGCAAUAAAAGGUUCACCAACGUUAAAAAUUCACCAACUAAAACAUCCCCAACAAAAUCUCCAAUAAUCGAAAAAAAAGAAACCGCGGAUACCCCAACACAAACGACAGACACCCUUUUGGGGCUCCAAAAAAAUGUUUCCCCAAACAUGAACGUUUCAUUAAACGUUAAUUGUUCGAUGGACGUACAAACCCCAACCAACAAAACGAAAUGUACAACAUCGUUACAAGUCGUUCCCCAACAACCGUGGUGCCAAGAAGUUACAUCUCCAAGAAGCUUCACCAGCGUUAAUUUAACGUUGAGGCCCCCAUCUUCGGAACCUCAACCCCCCAUUGAUAUUACAUCACAAAAUUCAAGUCUAACAUAUUCCACAAGUAGUUUUGAUCCGCAAAAGGGAUUACAAAGUAAAGUGCAAAUUACCGUUGGGCCAAGUGGAGGGAGAGUUUCUUCAAUGAGAACGAGACCGAGGAGUAGUUAUCAUCCUGAUGAAAAUAAUCUUGAAAGUAUAUUACCUGCAAAUAGAGCGGGGUCUAUGACGGAUUUGCGUAAUAAUAAUAAUAGUACGGAAAAUCACGAAGAAGUUCCAAUAGUUGUUAAACAACAAAUUCGAAUAAAUAACUUAGAAGUAGAACUGAAGACUGAAAAAUGUCGACUGAUUGCGAUGCAGCGGGAAGUAGCCUCUUUAGAAACGAAUCAACCCAACACUUUAACUAAAAACCAAGAAAAAAGUCAAGUUCAACAACUUGAAGAGGAAGUUAAAGAGUUACAAGAAGCCUGUAAGAAGCUUACGCAAGAAAUCGAUCGGCAUACAGAACAAGAAACAAUUCCUCCUGUUGAAAGGAGACCCCCACCGCCGCCUUUGUAUCAAGAUCAAAGAGGUGGUACCCCUUUAGGUUUGGGUUUUCCUACGGAACAAGUUACAACACCCCAACAGCAUCCUCCGUAUGUUCUUCAACACCAACAAAGUUUCGGUAAUGAUGGCCCCAAAUGGAGCUGUCAUAUGUGUACAUUCCAGAACCACCCAUUGCUGGACAGGUGUGAGCAAUGCGAUAUGCCGCGGAUUCUCCAUGUAUCAGCGGCUCCUGGUGAUAAUAUUCAUAUACAUGUUACACCCAGAAUAUCGAGACGUAAGAAUCUGAGUGGUUUUUUCGUUGUCGAGUUAACUAAUUUUCCACAUAACCUCAAUUUAUUUUACUUAACCUAUCAUAAUUAUUUGACUUAAUCUGUCAAAUUUGACUUAACCUGUCAAUUUGUGUUAUAACCUAAAAUUAAAAAAAUUAAUUAUUAAUAAAUCUUUUUUAAUUUAGUACACAGAGUACAAAGGUACUCUGUGAUUUAGGAAUAGUGCAUUCUUGAGUUCUUUAGUGAUUCGAGAAGCCAAAUUCCUAAAUUUUCCACAUAACCUCAAUUUAUUUUACUUAACCUAUCAUAUUAUUUGACUUAAAAUCUGCCAAUUUGUGUUAUAACCUAAAAUUAAAAAAAAUAAUUUAUUUAAUUAUUAAUAAAUCUUCUUUAAUUUAGGAAUAGUGCAUUCUUGGGUUCUUUAGUGAUACGAGAAGCCAAAUCAAUAUAAGACUAAAUUCCUAAAUAUCCCCCAAAAACGAGGGAGAUAGAAAAAAGGAUUUUCGAAAAGCAAAAAGAAGCAACAGUGAUGAUUUUUUUUAAUUUUAUUAUUUUUUAUUUA